CCAGAUCUUUGUUAAAGGUGAAUUAGAAAUAACCUGCAUGCUUUACACGAACAUAAGAUAAGUGGCCUGAUUCUGAUAUUUCUUUAUACACUAAUUAGGCCCUGGGUUCCAAAGUCCCUGCAACUAACAAACAUUUUACUCCAAUUAUUUCAAUUUCAUUUGACUAUUAAAUAAACAGAAGGUACUUCCCGGUUUCACGCUAGUGUAAAUAUUUUCAGGAUUGCGAAGGCUGUAUUUUAGCCUAUUUCCAGAUGUUGUGUUUGGAAAUGUCUUCAGUUUGUUGUAGAAGCAAAAAGGGAAUCAUCUGAUAUUUUGGAUACAAUGUGGGGAGGGGAGGAGUGAAACCUGAAAAUCAAUUCAAAUGCAAGAACACGUGCAACUGGACUAGGCCGUUUACAGUGGCAUGCUAAUUCCACUGCCAAUUGCCAGGUUUCCUAAAAGGGGUUGUAGCUGAUGUUUUCUAAUGUGCAGGCAGUUAAACACUUAUUUUGUCACUUUAUCUCAUUGUCUCAGACAGAAAAAUGAAAACCCACCCAGCCAUCGUUUUCCUCCUCCUCUUUGUGAUCAGCUAUGGCUCUUCUGAAAACUCGAGUACAUCUAGAGGAUGUGGACUGGAUCUUCUCCCCCAGUACAUUUACCUGUGUGACCUGGAUGCUAUCUGGGGAAUAGUAGUGGAAGCCGUUGCUGGAGCGGGAGUGCUGACAACACUGCUGCUGAUGCUGAUUUUACUAGUGAGGUUGCCAUUCAUCAAGGACAAAGAGAAGAAAAGCCCACUGGGAAUGCAUUUCCUCUUUCUUUUUGGGACUCUAGGACUGUUUGGGCUGACGUUUGCAUUCAUCAUACAAGAAGAUGAAACAUUAUGUUCCAUCCGAAGGUUUCUGUGGGGAGUUAUCUUUGCCUUGUGCUUCUCAUGCUUGCUAGCUCAAGCCUGGAGACUACGUAGGCUAGUUCGACAUGGUAAAAGUCCAUCUGGCUGGCAUCUGGCUGGCAUGGCAAUCUGUCUGAUGCUGGUCCAAGUCAUUAUUGCAACGGAGUGGCUGAUACUGACAAUUGUGAGAGACAAGAAAUUGGCCUGCAGUUAUGAGCCAAUGGAUUUUGUUAUGGCUUUGAUUUAUGUUAUGUUCUUGAUGGUGGUAGCCAUGGGCUUGUCUCUCUUCACUCUGUGUGGAAAAUUUAAGAAGUGGAAGAAAAAUGGAGUAUGCCUCAUUAUAACAGUUUUUUUCUCAAUUCUAAUUUGGGUAGCUUGGAUGACUAUGUACCUGUUUGGUAAUAUUGAACUGAAGAGAAAAGACAAAUGGAGUGAUCCCACUCUUGCAAUUGCACUGGUGUCUAGUGGUUGGGUGUUUGUUAUUUUUCACGCUAUCCCAGAAGUUCACUGCACCAUUCUUCCAUCACAGCAAGAAAACACACCCAACUAUUUUGAUACUUCACAACCAAGAAUGCGGGAGACUGCUUUUGAGGAAGAUAUGCAACUUCCUCGAAGCUACAUGGAAAAUAAAGCCUUUUCAAUGGAUGAACAUAAUGCAGCUUUAAGAACAGCAGGAUUUCGCAAUGGCAGUCUGGGCAGCCGACCGAGCGCUCCCUUUAGAAGCAAUGUUUAUCAGCCAACUGAGAUGGCAGUUGUGCUGAACGGUGGGACUAUACCAACUGCUCCGCCAAGUUACACUGGAAGACACCUCUGGUGAAAGCUAUGGGUUCUAGAGAAUAAGAGUCAUUGUUACAGAUUUUGUUCCCUGGCAGUGUGUUUUUCUGAGGGAGGAAUCAAAAAUGCCAGAACAAAGCAACAAAAGAUCCAGGAGCUGAAAUCCUAGAGAGGAUUUUAUGUAAAUGUGAACACUAUUGAACUGAAGCUAAUCAUAAAAAUACAACUCUGCAAAAUUCAAGCUGAAUCUAAUUUGAAGUAGAACUAGGCACACUUUAAAAUGGAAGAGGGGAUACUGCAUUCAGAAAUGUAAGAUAUAGUCUCUCUGUAACUAGUGUGCGACGCAAGCCUGAUUUUUACUGCUUGCCAGUUGCUUGCAAAAAAACCCCCUCCUCUCUUUCCUAAACUUAAUCCAUAUUGCCACAAGAGAUUGCCACUACAGCGUGAAAACAUACAGGCUUUCUUUCUACUUUGUUGAUUUUUUUUUUCUUCAUUUCAAAUGUCUCAUGAAAAACUUUCUUGUUUGCUCCGUUAUCCAUUUCUGAUGUAAAUGUCCUUGUGAAUGUCAUGUAGAGUUGAGCAUUGCUGGUCUGUGGCAACAAAGUGACCACCACUCUCAACAAUGAUAUGCUUUUAUUCUUUAAAAGGAUCAUGAAUCAAAUUUGGUGCUGGACAGAUGGAAGGGCUGUGGCACGUUUUGUGCAACUGUGUAAAGCCCCUGAAUGCUAGAGAAGGAAGGUAGUGGUCCAAGAUAGAGUUAGAUCUUCUCAGUCAUGUGGAAUCGGAAAUUGAUGGUCAAGAUACCCUGUUGUUGCAGUCUCACCCCAGAGUACAGGCAAAGAACCACAUGUUCUCAGACUCUUAAUUUUGUACAAAUGUACAUGUGGGGCCACUGUAUGAAACAAUGCAGAGACCUGCUUCUGCAGGGAAUAAGGCUUGGGUUUGCCAAGGAGUCCCAAGAGAUGAAAGAGUAAAGGAAACCACCUGUACGACAGAGAUCUUAUGGGCUGAUCCUUAAAACGUUGAGCAAAACACCUCAGUAGCAGCUGAAGGAUACAGCUCUCCUUCCAGGAGGUACUUGGUAGCUUCAGGGAUUGGACCUUCUGUUUCUAGAGGUGGGCCUGGUCUUGCAAUCCCUACUCACAUGAGUAGCCCCACGGACUGCAAUUUUUAGUGCACUUCAGUGUGUAGGUAGCAGCAUCUCCAUGCAGGAGGUCAUGGUGUUUUUAUUUUAACUAUUUUAUUUGAGGAGCUUACAUAAGGCAGACACUGUCAAAAGGUUAGAGGUUAUCUAACCAGGUUCUCAUUGCCCAUUUUUCGUGCCAUGGCCUUCAUUACUUUUAAGCAAAUCAUUCCUUUAUUACUUAGCAUAUAAUACAUAUCAAACAUUGUAAGCAUCAUUGAAUUCACUGUUUGGCCAAUGUUACUCUUAGUUUUCCUAGAUAAUAAAAGCAAACUGUUUUUACAGGAGGGUAUAUGAAAGUGUAUAAGGAUGAAAUUUUGCAUAUGCUGUAAUAAAAUAUAUAUUUUCAAAUAAAAAGUAUAAAUGUAGAAAGGAAACUGAACACCUGAAUAGCUUUACAGGAAAAAGCUCCUUGCUAUAUACUGCAAAAGAUAAGCUGUUUAUUUUUUUAAAAAAAAAGUCUUCCUGGUUUGUCAUGUACCUCCAGUUCUAAUAUAAGAGAAUAUAAUCCUGUAGACUUGUAUUCAAAUGAGUAGGUCCAUUGACAUCAGUACGUCUACCUACAAGUGCAAGGGCUGCAGGAUCAGGACCUUAGUGCUGCACGUAAAUAUACCAGUAUCUGUGUGCAUGUGUGUGUGUGUGUGUGUGUGUGUGUAUAUAUAUAUAUAUAUAUAUGUGCAUACAUGCACACACACACACAUAUAUAUAUACACACACACACACACACACACACAGUCACCAUUCUUGCCAUGAUCAUCUUAUAGGGGUUUAUUCCUAAAAGCCUUCUCUCUGAGAAGCUAUAUUUUUCUGUCAUGCAUGAUUAAAGGAGCAUGUUAGCUCCAUGUCAGAUGUUCCCCCCUGGAGCCAAAGGAAGCAUGUGCUUGUUUGAAUUUAAACAACAAAGAUUGUUUCCCCCCCCCCCUUCUUUUUUUAGGUAACUGCAGCUGAGUAAACUGGGGUUGAUAUUGCAUGUUGUCCAGUAAUUUAGCCAUGCAGUUACCUGUUAAAACAAAGUCUUGAUCAAAUAAAAUGAUAUUAGUGAUCCUGAUUAUUAAACCAGAGACUGAAUCACUGGGAGCCAUAUAAACACUCCUAAUAAUGGCUUGCCAACAAAAGUUUCAUUAAAAAACCUGGUUAAAAUAUAUAAUUGUGUAUUAUCAAAAUGUGUAAGAUGACCAUGGCAUAUAUGGUAGGACAGGUUUCUUUUAACAGAUUUAUCAGUGCUACAACUGAGAAUUAUGAAUUAAGUACAACACAGAUUUUAUAGACUUCGGGCAAAUUCUUCACAAGAUACAGAGAUCCUAGAAAUGUUAAUGUACUUUAUGUUUCCUAGAUGUGAAAAGAUUGACAAAUUAAGGUCCCAGGUCUACUCCUAACAAAGUCAAUAGGAGUGGGAAGUCCCUAAGCAAAACCAGGGCCAGAUCCUGUAAAUCUUAACUGACAUGACUACUUUUAUAGGGUAAUCAUGUAAAUGAGUAUAAUUCACAUCAGUGAGGAUUUGCAGAACUGGACCUGCAAUUUGUGGUGGUGGAGGUGUAGUAAUAGGUUAGAGGAUGGGAUGUAUUUUCCAGCUUCACAUAACUAGUAAUAAAUGACUUAUGUUUGUCAAUUGGUAGUCUGUGGUGUAAUAUGCCCCAAAUAAUGUGUGAUUGAGAAAAAAAGGCACCUUUGUGUUAACUUAUAUUUUUAUUAAUGUAAACAUACUGUUUAUGUUUGCCUUUUUUGAAAGUUACCUAGAAUGUAGAGCAUCUGUGAUCAAAAUACUAAAUAAUUGUAAGCACAAGACUUUCAGAUUUCAGUAUAAUGAGCUUUUAUAGUGUAAAAAGCUACUAUGUUGUCCCUUUAAAAAUAAUAAUGGUUAUUUCCUUCUCACAUAUUAUCUGUAUAGGAAAAUGAAAUCCUAAAACGUUUUAAAACUUUGUUAUAAAAAAAAGCUUUCUAUAAUAAGUGGCUUUGUUCAAUGGCAAGAGAAGAGUAUAGAGCAGAGGUUGGGAACCUGUGGGCCAGACUGACCCAAUUUGGGUCAGACGUAGACAGGUGGACACUAUGAUCCAGCUCCCACCAUCGCUUUUCCCUGCAGUAGCACAGGGAGAGCUAUUGCUGCCAAAUCAAAUGGCUCCACAGGCCAUAGGCUGCCAGCCCCUGUUAUAGAGCCAUACAUUAAGGGUCCAAUCCUGAUUAAUGGGAGUCAAGGGUGCACAGCACCUCCCAGAUGUAGAGCAUCUUGCAGGAUGGAACCCUAAAUACACACAAGGUACACUAACUAUUAUAGAACUGGCUAUUUCUGUAUUUAGUAUUGCGCAGGCAUCUUGAUUGGCUGUUUGAGCUUGAUGCCUUGGGUUUAACUAAAGGCUGUGUAAAGGGGAGCAUUGUAGCUUUUAUUAUAAAACAACUGGACUAUUCUACCAGCUUACAGGAUUACAAAGCAGGUGCUUUUUAUUAACUGAUGAGAGCGAAGGCUCAUUUUUGAUAGAUAAUAUAUAUAUAUAUUUAUUAAAUGUAUUAAUGUGUUUUAUAACGUACCCUUUUUUCCGCUGACUGUUGCAGACUGGUAUCGUAUUAAGUACAUCUUUAAAAGGAUUUUCAAGACAAUCAACAUGUACCAUAAUGACUGUACAUAAGUAUACAAAAUUAAAAAGGUUGUAAAGCAUGGGCAAAUGUUUUAUUUUCAAAAUGCUGUUCUUAACAAAAAUAAAAGCUUUACUAUUUA
This is a messenger RNA of Gavialis gangeticus (Gharial), 5535 nucleotides long. RefSeq names its product G protein-coupled receptor class C group 5 member B (gene GPRC5B). Gene Ontology annotation, biological process: G protein-coupled receptor signaling pathway. The transcript has 3 exons. NCBI's taxonomy places the organism in Eukaryota, Metazoa, Chordata, Crocodylia, Gavialidae. Bases 522 to 1685 code for a protein of 387 amino acids. Gene Ontology annotation, cellular component: signaling receptor complex; extracellular exosome; plasma membrane. Gene Ontology annotation, molecular function: G protein-coupled receptor activity; protein kinase binding; protein kinase activator activity. The record is from RefSeq and is a predicted model, not a curated record.